Candidozyma duobushaemuli is the source of this 2388-nucleotide messenger RNA. RefSeq lists its product as uncharacterized. The transcript has 2 exons. Gene Ontology annotation, biological process: resolution of meiotic recombination intermediates; mitotic intra-S DNA damage checkpoint signaling; double-strand break repair via break-induced replication. Bases 1 to 2388 code for a protein of 795 amino acids. Gene Ontology annotation, molecular function: 3'-flap endonuclease activity; DNA binding; crossover junction DNA endonuclease activity. The record is from RefSeq and is a predicted model, not a curated record. Lineage: Eukaryota; Fungi; Ascomycota; Pichiomycetes; Serinales; Metschnikowiaceae. Gene Ontology annotation, cellular component: Holliday junction resolvase complex; nucleus.
AUGGCUUCUCUAGACCUCAAUCUGCUAUUUGCUGGAUGGCUCGAGGUCCAGGCGGCUGAGCUUACCAAAAAGGGCCUGAAGCUUGGAUUCGCUUAUAGCAAGGCACAUGACAAGGUGAAAAGUCAUCCAGAUCCUAUCGUAAACGGGAAACAGCUACGGCAGAUCAGUUGUGUGGGUCAGAAGACAUUUGAGUUUUUGUGUGGCAAGUUGAAGAAGCACUGCCAAGAGGAGGGUUUAGACUUUCCUGAAGGAUUCUCUUCUUACAUGGAGGAAAGAGAAGGCGGGAAAAGAGCACAUGAGAUCGAUGAUGAAACCACAAAGAAGAAACCCAAACGAAGAAGCCUGUGGGUGCCCAAACGACGCUCGGGCUCUUGGGCGAUUCUAAUAGCAUUGCAUAAGAACAACGGAUCCCAGAAAGGCCUACGAAAGGAAGACAUCAUCGCUAGUGCCUCAGAAUACUGUGAUUCCUCAUUCACCGCCAACCCUGCUGCUCGAGACUUCUAUUCUGCCUGGGACGGCAUCAAAACACUUUUAAACCGAGAAUUGGUCGAAUGUGUGGGUAGAGCCCCUAAACUCUACAUUUUGACUGAAUCUGGUGUCGCAAUGGCAAGGGUGAUCAUGCAGCAGGAAAAUAUCCACUCAUCCCCAGCCCCAACGGUGGAUUUGAGUUUUGAUAAUGGAGUCAGGGUCACGCCUGAUCUGACACAGCUCUUCGUGGAGCCUUCUUCCAGCCCGCUACGAAGAAAAGCCCACGACACUGCCAAAAAAGUGUUCGACGGCGUGCCCUACGAUAUAUGGAACCCAGAGGAUUUUGAGGUGGCUGUUCUCUUUGACACACGAGAGAUGCGUUCCCAGGGAGAAAGAGAUUUCUUUCAGAAACGUGUGGCUAACCACAAUAUAUCCUGUGACGUGAGAGCCCUUUCCGUUGGUGAUAUCUUGUGGAUCGCUCGAAAUAAGCACACUAAAAAGGAAGCCGUUCUCAACUACGUAUGUGAGCGUAAGAGGAUCGACGAUUUGGCCAUGUCCAUCAAGGACGGUCGUUUUGUCGAGCAGAAAAACCGUCUUCAAAAAUCAGCGCUCAAUAACGUCUACUACGUUGUGGAGGAAGGUGGCCUCUGCGAUAUGGACCGAAUCUUGGAAAUGAAAAAUGCCAUUCAAACCGCCAUCUCAAUGGUCAUCACGGUGUCUAAUUUAUAUUUCGAGCGUUUCAGAAAGUCCGACGAUAUUGUUGAUUGGGUCGUUGCAAUGACCAAUAUACUCAAAAACCGAUACGCCAAAACCCGCCUACUAGUGCUUAGACCGUUAUCUGUGGAGAACCAAGCUGAAUACUCCGAGAUUCUACAAGACUUCCGGAAAAACUUCGAAAACAGACCCACGAAAUACGAAUGUGUGCACACGUUUCCAACAUAUCAAGCCGUUCUUUCGAAAUCCGACAUGAUGACUGUUAAAGAAAUCCUACCACCUAAUACCAUGCAUCCUACACCUUUGGCUUUGGGCAAAGGCACGCUCAAAUACGGCGGCAAGUCGGGUAUAUUGCCCAAAUUGCGUCCCAUUUUCAAGAACCCCAUCAUGCCACCCCCAGACUACGUGAAGGAGAAAGAGGCUAAACUAGAACAGGGUUACGCCAAGGGCGUCACACCUCCCAAGGUGGACGGUCGUCGUGUUUCCCGCGUGCCUAAACCCAAGAAGAUCGUUCCUGUUGAGGAGCUUAUUCGCAAGAGAGUCGAGAGAGAACCCAAUGUGGACGUCAGUAAGCUAGAAGGCGACGCAUUAUGGGCUUACAAGAGAGACCAGAUCAGAAAAGAGCAUUUGCGUGAUGCCUACUUGACGGAAGCCAAGCGCUUAGAGAAGCUAGAACAGCUCAAGGCCAGGAAGCACGAGUUGGAGGAGCAGCACAAGGCUGAAGACAAGCAGCACGAGGACAGCGAGGCCACCAAGUUGACCUUGCCCACGAUCGACUCAUACCUCAAGGGCCCAAUCAUGAGACAGAGGACUCCUGAGGAAAAGGCAAUCAAGGAGGAGCAGAGAGCCUUGAACAGAAGAGUGGAAGAAUUGAAGGUUCAGGAGGCCCGUGCCACCGAGCUUUUGGAGUUGUACCACGCUGCUGGAAGCUUCAUCACCACCGAGGAGGAGUUGAGUGAGGCCAUCCGUGAGGCCUUCGAAGUGAAGGUUGGCCAGUUUGAGAGCAACGAGCACUUGGUCGAGGACAAGCUCUUUGGCUACAGCAAUGUUUACGCCAACACCAAGACCAACGAGCGUGCUGUCAAGGAUGCCGCCUUUGGCGAGAUCGACGGCCAGCCAGGUCUCCAGACAGUCAGAGACACCUUGAGUGGAGAGAACGAGAAGUUGCGUCGCGAUGCCCAGGCGGAGCUCAACAAGGAUGCAUGA